Ustilaginoidea virens is the source of this 1302-nucleotide messenger RNA. RefSeq lists its product as uncharacterized. Gene Ontology annotation, cellular component: cytoplasm. Bases 1 to 1302 code for a protein of 433 amino acids. Lineage: Eukaryota; Fungi; Ascomycota; Sordariomycetes; Hypocreales; Clavicipitaceae. The record is from RefSeq and is a predicted model, not a curated record. Gene Ontology annotation, molecular function: hydrolase activity, acting on ester bonds. The transcript has 2 exons.
AUGGCGGCGCUGGUGCUUUUCGUCGUCGCCUUUGCGCUGGCAGCUGCGGCGCCGGUGCCCGUUCAGGAGCCAGGGAGCCAUGGGAAUCAUAGCGGCACGCAUCUACUACGCCCGCUGACGUUUGGUCGGGACGGGACAUUCCAGCUCUCCAUUUUCGAGGAUCUGCAUUUUGGAGAAAACGCCUGGGACCAAUGGGGCCCCCAGCAAGACAUCAACUCGGUCCGCGUCAUCAACGCGGUCCUCGACUCGGAGCGCGCAACCAACCUGGCCAUCCUCAACGGCGACCUCAUCACCGGCGAAAACACCUACCUCGGCAACAGCACCCACUACGUCGACCAGAUCGUCGCGCCGUUUGUGCGCCGCGGCCUCUCCUGGGCGUCCGCCUACGGCAACCACGACCACAGCUUCAACCUCUCCGCGUCGGGCAUCCUCGCCCGCGAGCAGGCCUUUGCGGGGUGUCGCACCAGGAGCAUGGUGUCGGGCAGAAACGCGGGCGUGUCCAACUACCACCUCCCCGUGUACUCGCCGGACUGCGCCGCGCGCCACUGUGCCCCCGAGCUGCUCCUCUGGUUCUUCGACUCCCGCGGCGGAGCCUACUUUCGCGAGAGAGACUCCGAGGGGCGCCGGGUCGCGCAGCCCGACUGGGUGGACGUCUCCGUGGUGGAUUGGUUCCGCGCCGAAAACGCGCGCAUCGGAGCGGAGUUCGGGGGCAGAACCAUCCCGUCCUUGGCGUUUGUGCAUAUUCCCACGAAUGCGUCGUUUGCGCUGCAGCAGGAGCGCGGGACGGGGAGCGUCCACCCCAACUACCAGCCCGGCGUGAAUGACGACUACCCCCUUGCGCAGCAGGCCCAGGGGUGGUGUGCGGAUGGCCGCAGCGACGGCGGGUGCGCCUAUGGCGGGCAGGACGUCCCCUUCAUGCAGGCCAUCGCGUCGACGGCGGGACUCAUCGGCGUCUUCUCGGGGCAUGACCACGGCGCGACCUGGUGUUACAAGUGGGACCGUCUGGUCCCCGGAAUGACGGUCGCCGGCAACGGGGUCAAUCUGUGCUUCGGGCAACACUCUGGAUAUGGAGGCUACGGGUCAUGGAUCCGAGGCUCAAGGCAGGUUCGCGUGUCGAGGGCCGCUCUGCGACACGGGUGGCAGGCAGAGACGUGGAUUCGGCUCGAGAGCGCGGCCGUGGUCGGGCAUGUGACUCUGAACGCGACGUAUGGGAGGGACUGGUACCCUGCUACGCCGAAUGACAAGACGGGAUGUCCGACGUGCAACUACACCGUCAUCAGCCCGGGACCGAGGAGACGCUGA